GUUUCGUUUUGUGGAAGAAUCGUGUCAUAUUUUCUGUAGUGAAGCAACGUUAAUAGGUUUGUCACUAUUUUGUUGACAAGUCUCGCCUUACGCGAACGCAGUAGUGCGUUUGAAGGCAUUUACACUGAAUAUACAUUACACAUUAUUUACCGUUAACAAGGAGGAUUUCAUCUAUUCUAGCAUACAUUUAACAUUUGAUCGCUGAACAAGUUUUGUGCAAUUUCAUUUUGAAAUAUUUGGAGGAACGUUAAAUUGCCGAACUGUUCAAAAGUCGCACCAUUCGUCACUGGAAGUUAAAAGCGACCCUGCAAACGCUGUGGUGAAGGCAUACUGAUCUGGGCAAAAGAACGACUGCAAAGUAGGAUUUAAAAUGGCAAAACGAGGAGAUGUGGAAAAUAUUGAAAUGGGUGUGAUUGGAAACACAUCUACUUCUAAUGAAGGAUUGGGUUUCUGUGGGAUCAUUCUUGCAUUUGUUUCGAUAAUACUCGUGCUUUGCACGUUACCAUUUUCACUUUUUGUCUGCAUAGUAGUGGUUCAGGAGUAUGAGAGAGCAGUUAUCUUCAGACUUGGGCGUCUCUCGUCCGGUCGUGCUAAAGGUCCGGGUCUAUUCUUCAUCCUACCUUGCAUCGAUGAUUACAAAAAGGUAGAUCUUCGUACUAUUUCGUUUGAUAUUCCUCCUCAAGAGAUUCUGACCAGGGAUAGUUUGACCAUCUCUGUGGAUGCCGUGGUCUUCUACCGUGUCAAGAAUGCCACCAUCAGCAUCGCCAAUGUGGAAAACGCAGACAAGUCAACCAGACUUCUGGCUCAGACGACCCUUCGGAAUGUCCUGGGCACCAAGAACCUGGCCGAGAUCCUUGCAGAACGCGAAGGCAUCAGUCACUACAUGCAGUCCACCCUCGACCAUGACACUGAUCCUUGGGGUAUCUUAGUAGAGCGAGUUGAGAUCAAGGAUGUUCGUUUACCUGUCCAGCUCCAGAGAGCCAUGGCUGCUGAAGCUGAAGCUUCCAGAGAGGCUAGGGCCAAGGUGAUUGCUGCUGAAGGAGAGCAGAAUGCUGCUCGUUCUUUGAAGGAAGCUGCAGAUACUAUUGCGGAAUCUCCAUCGGCUCUUCAGCUGAGGUACCUUCAAACCCUCAACACCAUCUCAGCCGAGAAGAACUCCACUAUCAUCUUUCCAUUACCCAUCGAUCUUCUCAAAGGUGUCCUAAAGUAAAUAUCAACAACCCAAACUGUUUCAUAAUCGGAGAAAAGUAGGGAUGUCGACAGUUGAUGCUAUUCGAUAUAUUAAUUUCGAUACGGUUUUCGUAGAGUCAUUACUUGUGGGUAGUUGUCCCAUCCUUCAAUUCACAAAUUAAGGAUCUGGAUGUGACUUUGUGCUUUGCUUGUGAUUCCACCCCAGCUACCAGUGUGAUUGACGGUCAAUGAAGAUACAACGUGGCCCUCAAGUAUUAGUCAUCCCUUUGACGCUGACAUUGAUAAAGAAACUAUUUUAAAAAUCUUGAAAUAAAAUAUUCCACUAGAAUUUUAUAUUUCAAUAUCUCAUUAAUAACACUGUUGGAAGUGGUUGGUUGGCUUUAUUCUUUAUUGAAUUUAAAAACGUUUGUCGAUGCAAGAUUUAUUAUUUGUUCAUCUGUACGUAUACACGUAUAUAAUACCAAUUUGUAGUUUACGCAAUCAACUUUUCUGCCAUCGUUAUAAGAAAGAAAAUUCGAUGAUUAUAAUGUUGUUUAACAAGAUUAUUUAAAUUGUGAUUACAGUUUACAUUUCCUAUUAUUCCUAUAAUUUUAUUUACAUCUAUACAUGUUGUGAUAAUCAAACUAAUUUGAAUAAAGUGAAAACUGAAGUCGUCUUCAAUUUCUUCUUACAUUAAUUGUUAUUAUCGUAUAUAGGUGACCUGCUUGUUUUUGUUUGACUGUUUUAAUUUAUUCACGGCCUUAUGAAUAUAGAAAACAAUAUACACAGACACAAUCGGUAUAAAGCUGGUUUUCGACGAGGAGGUGCAAGGAAAAUUGAUAACGAUACAGAUAAUUUGACCACUUUCUGGUUUGUCACUGAAGCAUAAAUGGAUGUGUAAGCCAUUCCACAUGAACUCACCGAAGAGUGAAGAGGUCAUAAAUAUCAUGAGGAACCAAUAUAUUGGUACAUGUCUCUCAUUUUUAAAUAAAUGUGGAUUAAGGAAUCAUCUGUCUGGAUAAUGACCAGAUUAGUAAAGAAGAGACUGUCGUUUUUAUAACUUAUAUCGUUUAAUAUUCGACAACACAUUGUACUUAUAAUGAUUCUAAAGUAACCUUGGUAACGGAUGUAGGGCGCUAUAGGCAGGAUGCUGUCACUUCCUAUGAUAUUUCAAAUGCAUGUGGAAGCACUGUGGUGUAGCGGUUCUAAUUCCAUCUUGUAAUCAGAGGGUUGUGUAUCCAAAUCCCACCAUGGACUAGCGACCUUAGACAAGGUGUCGAUCCACACUUUGCAACUCACACACAUGAUAUACCGGUAGGAAAAAGCCGUCACUCUCAACCCAGGUGUAUAGAGAUAAAGGUUAUGAACCCACAGCUAUGCACACACAUAUUGGUAUACAUGCUUGACAGGGUAGGAGCUUUAUAGCAAAAAUUUGGUAUAAGCUACAUGUACAUGAUAUGAAUAGGUGUAAUAGCAUGACAUUGUUUAGGUAACAAGCUAAGCGCAAAUAUUAUUAGUGCUAAUCUAAAAUCUUUCGAUCGGUUAUAUAGGCAGCUUACGUAAUUUUUCUAGUUUUCAAUAAAACAAUUUUGUAUGGUAAAAAUGUCCCGCUAACGUUUCAUAUUAUAUAUGUAUAUAUACAUUAAAUUAUUUAUCAGUACAAACAUUUUUUGAAGUAAAUCUAAUCUCAUCUAUAAUGAGUGAUUACGCGUUUGGUAGAUUAGAAUAGAAUGUAUAUGCUGUUUUAUACUGGAAUGUGAAACCAUACGAAAUAUCAAUAAAAUAUAAGACCAUACCGUA
This is a messenger RNA of Lytechinus variegatus (green sea urchin), 2970 nucleotides long. RefSeq names its product stomatin-like. The record is from RefSeq and is a predicted model, not a curated record. Lineage: Eukaryota; Metazoa; Echinodermata; Echinoidea; Temnopleuroida; Toxopneustidae. The transcript has a single exon. The coding region runs from base 371 to 1210 and encodes 279 amino acids. Gene Ontology annotation, cellular component: plasma membrane.